Molecule: messenger RNA, 951 nt
Organism: Caenorhabditis briggsae
Lineage: Eukaryota; Metazoa; Nematoda; Chromadorea; Rhabditida; Rhabditidae
Exons: 6
Coding region: 1-951 (316 amino acids)
Source: RefSeq, a predicted model, not a curated record
AUGACGUCACGUUUUGGACGCCUUAAACAAAUUUACAUGGGAUUCAUUCCAAUCUAUCCUUUGGGUUACGUAAUUUUACAUGGUUUCCGUGGGGAUCAAAUAUGGGCAAAACCUUAUCUGGACAGAAGUUCCAUGGAGCCGAGUGGUCAUUUAAAAGAGCUUGUUGAACAGGAAAUCGACAAAAUGGAAAAGUUGAAAAAAUUUCAAGUGGUUCUCACGGAUGAAAUGGAGCCAAAAGUAUACGGUGCACUGUUCCUGAGUAGUGGAGCUGAGCUACAAUUCCCAUUGAGAAUGACAUUGGAUGACGUCGAAACGGCGCGACGCAUUGGUGCAAAUUUAGAAGUUGAUUUAGGAUUGAGCAAGCAUCGGCGAAAAGUUGAAGUAAACAGUGAAACAGGAGAUGAGCUCAUCGCCCGUCUUAUGCUUUCUGAUGCUGCUAAACACUUCAUUGUACAGAGACAACUUCAAAUUGCCAACAGCGGUGAAUACUUCUGUGCUCCUAUCCUAGCAUGGCUCGGGCUAUCGACAAUGGGAUAUGGUGUUUUAAAUACAACUGCAAUGAUAGUGGGACCGUAUAUAGCAACUGCAACUGCCGUUGUUUUCACUAUCGCAGCUUUUUCAGAAUUUUCGAGACGUUUUGAAAGUUUCAAAAUAACACAGGCGGAUCAAGAUACAAUAUCUAGAGGUGAUGAAUAUACGAUUGGAGCCAUAGAUUAUUUAGAAUCCACGAUGAAAUUGAAUAGGUUAUAUCGAAAGGUGAGUUAUAAUGACUUCCGGAUUAUUCGUCCAAGUUUCCAGGUGCUCGGAGAAGAAGGCGAGCGUAAAAUCGCAAGGAACGGUGAUCUUGUUGACGAUCUUGUGAAGCACUCCACACGAAUCAAAGAAAUUCGAAAACUUCGAAAACAGAUGAAACAGAAGCAGAGUAUACAUUCCGAAGAAUUGGAUGAUUGA